This is a messenger RNA of Loxodonta africana (African savanna elephant), 1772 nucleotides long. RefSeq names its product serine and arginine rich splicing factor 11 (gene SRSF11). The record is from RefSeq and is a predicted model, not a curated record. Gene Ontology annotation, cellular component: nucleoplasm. Gene Ontology annotation, molecular function: RNA binding. The transcript has 13 exons. Bases 238 to 1725 code for a protein of 495 amino acids. Gene Ontology annotation, biological process: RNA splicing. Lineage: Eukaryota; Metazoa; Chordata; Mammalia; Proboscidea; Elephantidae.
GUUAGGUGGGGGCGGCCGUUUGUUUUCUCGCCAUCUCGAACUCGCGCGCUCUCUUCCCCUCCCCCCAGCGAGCGGCGGGGCGGAAAAACGGCGGUGGCGGCGGCAGCGGCUGUAGCGGCUCUAGCAGCGGACACUCUUUUCUUUUCUCUCCCGCGAACGGGUUCCUCUUCCCUCUCCCUCUCACUGUUUGUUGUGUUUUUGAUGUGUUAAAGCAGGAGCGAGAACGCGAGCAGCGCCAUGAGCAACACCACCGUCGUCCCCAGCACGGCGGGCCCAGGCCCCAGCGGCGGGCCUGGUGGCGGAGGUGGCGGCGGCGGAGGCGGCGGCACCGAGGUAAUCCAGGUGACUAAUGUCUCCCCGAGCGCUAGCUCUGAGCAGAUGCGGACCCUCUUCGGUUUCCUAGGCAAGAUCGACGAACUGCGCCUCUUCCCGCCGGAUGAUUCACCUUUGCCAGUCUCAUCCCGCGUCUGCUUUGUUAAGUUCCAUGAUCCCGACUCAGCAGUUGUGGCACAGCAUCUGACAAACACUGUAUUCGUUGACAGAGCUUUGAUAGUCGUACCAUAUGCAGAAGGAGUUAUUCCUGAUGAGACUAAGGCUUUGUCUCUGUUGGCACCAGCUAAUGCAGUGGCAGGUCUUCUGCCUGGUGGUGGACUCCUGCCUACUCCUAACCCACUUACCCAGAUUGGCGCUGUUCCAUUGGCUGCUUUGGGGGCUCCUACUCUUGAUCCUGCCCUUGCUGCACUUGGGCUUCCUGGAGCAAACUUGAACUCUCAGUCUCUUGCCGCAGAUCAAUUAUUGAAGCUUAUGAGUACUGUCGAUCCCAAGUUGAAUCAUGUAGCUGCUGGUCUUGUUUCACCAAGUCUGAAAUCAGAUACCUCUAGUAAAGAAAUAGAGGAAGCCAUGAAAAGAGUACGAGAAGCACAGUCCCUAAUUUCUGCUGCUAUAGAACCAGAUAAAAAAGAAGAAAAACGAAGACAUUCAAGGUCAAGAUCACGUUCUAGGAGAAGGAGGACUCCCUCAUCUUCAAGGCACAGGCGAUCAAGAAGCAGAUCACGGAGGAGAUCACAUUCUAAGUCAAGGAGUAGGCGACGAUCCAAAAGUCCAAGACGGAGAAGAUCUCAUUCCAGAGAAAGAGGUAGAAGGUCAAGGAGUACAUCAAAAACCAGAGACAAAAAGAAAGAAGACAAAGAAAAGAAACGUUCCAAAACACCACCAAAAAGUUAUAGCACAGCCAGACGUUCUAGAAGUGCAAGCAGUAUUUUAUGGUGUAGAGGGUAUUUGAAACAACACGGAGUUCAACCGAGAGAAAGAAGACGAAGAAGAAGCCGGAGUGGAACAAGGUCUCCUAAGAAGCCCAGGUCUCCUAAAAGAAAGUUGUCUCGCUCACCAUCACCUAGGAGACAUAAAAAGGAGAAGAAGAAAGACAAAGAGAGAAGUAGAGAUGAAAGAGAACGAUCAACAAGCAAGAAGAAGAAGAGUAAAGAUAAGGAAAAAGAUCGGGAAAGAAAAUCAGAGAGUGAUAAAGAUGUAAAAGUUACACGAGAUUACGAUGAAGAGGAACAGGGGUAUGACAGCGAGAAAGAGAAAAAAGAAGAAAAGCCAACAGAACCAGGUUCCCCUAAAACAAAGGAGUGUUCUGUGGAAAAGGGAACUGGUGAUGCAUUAAGAGAAUCCAAAGUGAACGGGGAUGAUCAUCAUGAAGAAGACAUGGAUAUGAGUGACUGAGUAUCACCUCUACAGGAAUCCAACUGUAUACAUGCAUCGGUGUCAUU